AUUCUGUCUUGAUAUAAAUUGUCCUUUCCUCCAAUUUCAAGCCCCUGAGAAUCCUUAUCGCUAUCAGCACCAAACGCACUUUCCCCUUCCUGGACCCGACCGAACAACUUUUGGUGCCAGCUUGCAGAACGAGACCGCGACACACCACGACAACACCUCCACACACAGACAUGAAGUUCUCAAUACUGGCAAGCUGCCUCCUGGCACCGCUGGUGUCUACGACGGCGCUGACGUAUAAACUGGACGCGAACGAAAAGGCGUGUUUCUUCAGCAAUGUCGAGAAUAAGGGUGCUAAGGUUGCGUUUUAUUUCGCUGUCCAAGCAGGAGGAUCCUUUGAUGUCGAUUACGAGGUCGUGGGACCCGGCGAUAAAAUCAUUCUCGAUGGGCAGAAGGAGCGUCAGGGCGAUUUUGUCUUCACGGCGGGCGAGACGGGGGAGUAUCGAUUCUGUUUUAAUAAUCAGAUGAGUACUUUUGCGGAGAAGUUUGUGGAUUUCGAGAUUGCGGUCGAGAACGAGGAACGCGCUUCGAUACCGUCUAAGCAAGGCACUUCCCCCGAACAGACUUCUGCGUUGGAGGAAUCUAUCUUUAAGCUCUCGGGCCAGUUGUCGACUAUUACAAGGAACCAGAAGUACUUCCGUACGAGGGAGAAUCGGAAUUUUAGCACGGUGAGGAGUACGGAGAGAAGGAUCUUUAACUUUAGUGUUAUUGAGAGCUUGAUGAUGGUUUGUAUGGCGGGGUUACAGGUCUUUAUUGUUAGGUUCUUCUUCCAGGGUGCGAGGAAGGGGUAUGUGUGAAGUAGUAGCUGGUGGAGGAAUUGGGAGGGGAUUGCAUUGCGCUCUGUUCUGGAGGGAUUCUGGCAAGCAAGCAAGCAUGGCAUGGGAG
Messenger RNA from Mollisia scopiformis, 882 nucleotides. RefSeq lists its product as uncharacterized. Gene Ontology annotation, biological process: Golgi organization; intracellular protein transport; protein retention in ER lumen. The record is from RefSeq and is a predicted model, not a curated record. Gene Ontology annotation, cellular component: COPII-coated ER to Golgi transport vesicle; Golgi apparatus; endoplasmic reticulum. Bases 171 to 794 code for a protein of 207 amino acids. The transcript is spliced from 3 exons. NCBI's taxonomy places the organism in Eukaryota, Fungi, Ascomycota, Leotiomycetes, Helotiales, Mollisiaceae.